AUGACGUUGGAUAGGGAAAGGGCCGCUGUCGUCAAAGCUCAGGAUGUGACUCCGGAGGCCUACAAAGACCUUUCAAUCACGGACAGAUUAACACAACAAAGUCAGGUCGGUAACUCAUACAGACUCGGGGAAGUCCCCUCGGCCAACCCCAUUCUGCGUGAGGUUCGCCCAGGUGAUAGUCUUCGCCGCUAUCGCAGAGCCGAACUGAUGGCUCAUCAUCGUCACCUGGACUUGGAUGACCGAGAAAGAUCUGUCGUUGAUGCGCUCGACACCACUAUGGAUGAUGUCUCACGACAACGCCGUCCGUAUAGCGUUCAAUAUGCGACUCCACCACGAUUCCGGUCGAGUCAAUCAAUUGGCCCCAGCAACACUGAUGCAGAAACGUAUCUAGCCACGACGAACGCAGACCGAUCUGGAUACAGACCGUAUCAACCGCGUCGUCGAACUUCUGUGGUUCUUUCAGAAUCACCCAGACGGCACCUCCUCGCUCCUAACAGCCCCAGGGCAAGGUUAUCCGCUUCACCUGGUCGUAUGACCGAUGAUGAGGACAUGCCACCCAUGUCGACCAAUGACCUCACGCCUUCUCGGGGCGCCAUUACUUCCCAACCCCGGACAUCCGACAUCCCAACGUCGGACCCUUGGCAUGUAAUCCAGUCUGCCUUGGAGACAGCACGUAGGACAGACGGAACUGGCACAGCUCAACCCAAUCUGCAGCAGAUAGAGGAAGCGUUGGAGGCAGAAAGGCAAUUAGGCAUGCAGUUGGAGCAGCAACUCGGCGAUGAGCGGCAGCUUUCAAUGCACUUGCGCCGACAGCUUGACUCACACAGCCAGCUACUUCAGGCACGGCAACGAGAACUGGCUUCCAUUAGCAGUGACCCAUCAUUACAUGAUCUCUCGUUCGAGGACGUGUUACAGCAUGACCUCGCAACCGAACGACGACAUGGAGACGACCGUGCCGCAGAGAUCGAGGAGGAGAUACGCCAUGGCACUGUUCGCACGCGAAGCCUCGAGAACGUCCGCGAUUCCCUAAUCUACGGGGAUUCGCACACAGCAGAGCAGUCAAGUCCGUCUGCCGCCCAUAGUUCAGCAUUGCCUACAACGACUGCUGCAACACGCGCCAGCAAUAACACAGACGCUUCGAUCUCAUCGAGCUCCGCUGCCGUUAGGGUGAUGGAGUCGACCAGAAGCCGACGGAUUGCCAAUAUCGAAGAUCUUCAGCAGCAAGUGCGACUCGCAGAAGCUCGGGUCCGUCGGGCUGGUUCCGACCUUCUUUCCCUCGAAGCUGCCAUGCUGGCACGGUCCAACGAAGCGACUGUGAAUACAAAUCCCAGCGAAAGACUCAACCCGGCUUAUUCUGACGACAUAGCUCGCUCGUCAUCAUAUCGCUUCCUUCCGGAUUCGCCCAACAGGUCAAGCCAAGCGCCAAGCUCAGAUCGGCCUAGCUACAACGCCCAUGUUGCGGCUACGAGAGCAGCAGUACAAGAGCGAUUGCGUGCACAACGGGGAACGCAGAAUCGCUCGGCAUCUAUCAGCCAGCCGGCAACGAAUGCAGCAUUGUCGUCAAACACAAUACCUGCCACAGCCAGGGCAGCGCGCAGCACCGCGGAGCAAACAAGUCAAACGAGCUCGGACUUGCGGCUUGCUCGUAUGAUGAUGUAUUCUGGCAGCAGUGCUCGUGCUAUGGAUGCGAAUGGCAAUUGGGUCGGGGCUGCACUGAUGCAGCGCAUGCUCAAUCAGAACAGCACGACAAAUGCGACGAGCGGCAGCUCUUCAUCAAAUAACGUUGCAGAGAUCAUCAGGGAUGUUGGGGUCGGUACUGCUGGUCUUGGCUGGAGUGAAGACGGGAGAAGCUUAUUCGCCGGUACCGAAGAAGGCAUCUUCCAAUUCAACGUCAAUCUUCGCGACCGCAUGACCUUCCCCGUCCUCGGCAUGCGCUGA
Molecule: messenger RNA, 1938 nt
Organism: Cyphellophora attinorum
Lineage: Eukaryota; Fungi; Ascomycota; Eurotiomycetes; Chaetothyriales; Cyphellophoraceae
Exons: 2
Coding region: 1-1938 (645 amino acids)
Source: RefSeq, a predicted model, not a curated record